Messenger RNA from Procambarus clarkii (red swamp crayfish), 11371 nucleotides. RefSeq lists its product as uncharacterized. Gene Ontology annotation, biological process: signal transduction. Gene Ontology annotation, cellular component: cytoplasm. NCBI's taxonomy places the organism in Eukaryota, Metazoa, Arthropoda, Malacostraca, Decapoda, Cambaridae. The record is from RefSeq and is a predicted model, not a curated record. Gene Ontology annotation, molecular function: protein binding.
UGAGAGUGUGGAGUGUGAUAGGAGGUAAGUGUGGAGUGGGAGGGGUUGGCAGGCGUGUGGGGAGCGCGUCUGAGCGCAUGCGUCACACAGGUGAACUCUAAAAGUAAAGUUUGAAAACAUUGGUAGUGUGCGAGGGAAUAUUGCUCCGAACCCACCACUCUAUUGCCAUGAGAGGAAACCUUUAAGUGGAUGCUUUAAACGAAGCCAGGAGGAGUGUUGUGUCGCGUGCUUGGUACAAGCAGAGGUGUGGUAUUGACAAUGGGAGAAUCAGUAAGUGAUUGUGAGUGGUUGCGCUUAGGUUUGUCAGGCAUGGCUCUGUUUUCGAUAAGUUAAGCCAAAGGAGAUCGCGAGGAGUGCAGUCGAGUGUUGACAUGACGUGAUUUGUGGCGGCGUGGUGCUAAUGUGUGGUGUGUGUGCUAAGGCAGCACCACUAUGCUCAAGACUAGCUCCGGUGAGCCCAGCGGCGCGCGGCCUGCAAGUCUAGACCCCACAACCACCACCACCGCUGUCAGCGGGGAGAGAGGAGUUUGUGAAGAUGGUGUCCACCAGGCUGCUGGUGGCAGUGAUGCGGGGGUUGUGUUAGCUGGUUCAGACCACUGGUCGGGCCAGGUGGUGGAGGCUGUAGUGAGUGUGGGUAGUGAAGGGGGUAUCACAGUACUGGGAGGCUCUGACAAUGGAGAAUUUCCCUACCUGGGUGAGAUCAGUCAAGGUGUUAGAUAUCAAAAAGGAGGCCCAUCUCUGGCUCCAGGAGCAAUUCUGUUGGAGGUGCAGGGUCAGCGCAUUGCAGGAUAUACACAACGCGAUGUCGUGGCCUGGAUCAACCACUGCACGCGCAACGGAAACCCUUGUGUUAUUCGCACAGCUCCACCAGGUGAGGUACAGCUGAGGAAGGUGAGAGGAGGUGAGGUACAGCUGAGGAAGGUGGGAGGAUCUUCUGCGCCUCCACCAGCCUCCUCCACCACCUCCACCACGGCUGCUAAGACCUGGUCCCUGACACGCGACCUGCGGCAGUACCUGAACACCAGGUUCCAGAAGGGCAGUGUGGACCAUGAGCUCCAGAACACCAUCCGCGACAAUGUCUACCUUCGCACGGUCCCUGUGACCACCAGGACGCCACGCCAGGGGGAGGUCAACGGCGUAGACUACACCUUUCUCUCCAAGGAAGAAUUCAGUGCUCUGCAGAGGUCUGGCAACCUCUUAGAAUCUGGUGUCUUUGAAGGUCAUGAAUAUGGAGCGCCUGUGCCGUCGCCCAUUUCGUCGGCUUUGCCGCAGAGACUGACUGUGGAACGUAUUACAAGGCAACGGCUACAACAUCAAAUACCAUCUACUGUCUCAAAUGCCUCCAGCAUGGCAUCUGAAGUUCACAUUAGCACUCGUGUCGAAUCUCAACGUCUGCCUCCACUCCAUAGUCCACGAAUGGGUACCCAGCGUGAGUACCCAUCUACGCCUAGUGGUGGUGAUCCACUUAGUGAGCCACAAAGUGAACAAAGUUUAGGCCCUGCUGCCCUAAUUGAUACUACCAAAGAUGGCAACCUUUCACGCUCUCUCUCUUUACCAGUGAAACGAAAACACUUUAGAAAGCAUAGCUCUGACAAGAUCAAGACUCUUCCCAUUCGAUUGUUGAAAGGUGUCCAGCGUCCCUCCCUUCUAGAUUCUAACCAAAAUUUAAGUGCAAAUGAAAUCAAGGAAUAUUUUAUAAGACAUGGAAGUCAGCGACACCGUCAAGCUGUGCAUGAGGUACAUGGACAAGCUUUUGUGUCUUCUGCAGAAGACACAUCUGGAAAAGUGAACCGGCAAGCAGGUAGAUCUGUUCAGAGAUCAUCUAGUCGUAGUAGAAAUUCUCCUUUAAAAAACAAGAGUCUGAUUUCUUUUGCUGUAGAUGCUAAAUAUAAAGCUUCAAGCAGUGUUGUAGCACAAACCCUUCUGACACAACCUCGCAUAAAACCACUUAAAAGAAAUGUGUCUGAUGUUGGAAUAUACGAGGAAGAUUCAGAGGCAGACACACUUUUUGGCAGUAGUAGUGAUGAUGAUGAUAGUGGUACUCUUGUUGGCAGUGAUAAUCGAGACUCGCUUUCCAGUGAAGAUUCAGGACAUAGUGAUUGUUCAUCUGUUUUCUCUGAUGAAACUGCUACUGAAGACACAAAUAUCAUUCCAAGUGUGUAUAGAGGCAAUCCAGAUGGCAUAUCUCAGAAUAAUCCUCUUUAUAGACACACUUCAUCUUCAGUAGAAGGUCUUUGUUUCUCUGGUAAUGUAAAUGCUGCUGUUGAUAACUUGUCUUUAUUUUCCAAUGAAGAAUCUGUAGAUCCAGAUACUCAUAUGAUGUCCAACCAGUCUAUUGAACAUUCAAAGUACCAUGCCUCAAAUAAUAUAAGUUCACAUACCAUUGAUCUGUCAGUAUCGGUGAAUGAUCCAUUGUCUCCUAUGAAUGGGGUCAGAUACUGGAUUGACCAUUCAGAUGUGUCUCGGAAAACUCAAAUAAAUAGGCACUCGUCAUCAGUAGGAAACGUUACCCCUGUUGACAAUAACGAGUUUGAUAUAAUUGAUAACCUCUCCUUGUUUUCAAAUGAGGAAUCGGUAGACCCAGUUACGGAUGUAGCAUCCCAACAGCCCGUAGAUUGUACAAUAGAAUGUGAGCCAAGUAGUACAAGGCAUCCAGUAUCCUCAAAUCUUUCAUCUGAAGCACAAUUUGGUAGAUAUCUUGUUACAAAUAAAGUUGAUGCAAUCCAAGACUUGAAGGAGAGUAACACACACAGGACAACAGGGUCACACUCUUCGGCACCGACUCAUAAUGUCGACACAAUAAAAGAUUUGCAUGCAAAGUGUAGAGUUGAACCUUGUGACGAAUCUGCAUUAAAUCGGUCAAAGGAUGCAUCAUCUAAUAGGGUGCCCAAGGGUUUGCCAGUUGCCAUGAUGCAAAAUAAUAGCAAUGUAUCCUGUAUAUUCUCGUAUGACGUGGCAGGCAAUUCAGGCAUUGAAAAAUGCUCUGAUGACAUUAAAAGAUGUGCUUCAUCAGCUGCUAGUGGUGUACAAAAAUCUAAUUCUUCACAUCAGAUAGAUAUAAAUCAUCAGGAUGCAAAUUAUUCUCUCACUUUUGACAAAUUUUCAAAACCAACUUUAAUACCAAAGAAAAAACCUGAGAUUCCUCAGCGGAGUUCAUCACUAAACAAUGCAUUAAAACAAAACAAUCAUAGCAUGAAGUUCUGGGGAAGCAGAAAAGAAAUACCUCCGGUGUUAGUUUUAAACAGUAACAACCAAUUUCUGAAGAAAGGUGUCCGCAAUAGUUUAUUGGACGAAGGGGAAAACGCACACAUUAACAAACGCGCUUCCUCAAAUAUCAGUGAUGUGUGUUCACUUUCAACGAAGGAAAACAUUUUGUCUGUUAAGGAUUUAAUUGAUAAACAUGAAGAUGUGAAGAGAACUCAGACGACAUUGGGUGCGAUACUUGUGCCAGCUUUAAAUGGAAAAACAAACCAAGAGGAUGCAUGUUUGGAUGCUGUUCUGAACAACAAAACCAAAAAAAUUGAUAAUUAUGUGCCAAAUAAACAAGAUUCAUCACGUGCUACAACUUCAAAAAGCAAAGAAGAAAACAGUGAAGAUACAAGUGAAGUUGAUGCAUCAUUAGUAACUAUUCCCAAAGAGAGGCAGGAAAACCUUUGUGAAAAUGAUAAAGGAAAUAAUUAUUGCAAAGAUGUUGACAAACAGGAUUAUCAGAAUAGCCUUUUUGCACAUUCAUUUAAUCCACAAGAACACAAUAAAGAGAAUAUAUACCAGUUUUCACUGCUUGACUCACAUUUAACUGAUGAUUUUAAAAGUUCAGAGAAAAUUAUAAACAUCAGUUCUUCAGCUGACACUGACUUAAAGAGUGAAUUUAAUUCAAUUAAAGAUGUAAAUGAUAUGAUUGCAUCUACAGUAACUUUGAAUGGAACGCCCUCUAAAUUUCUGUUAAAUACGCCCUCUUUCUCUGAGAAAGAUGCACGUAGUCGUCGUACAUCGGAGAAGAGAGUUUCAGGAAAUGCAUUGAGAAUAUUAGGGCCUACUGAUAGGAAUAUAUUGGAAGGCACAAUUUUAAAUGCAGAUUUCCAAGAACUUUCAGACACUCUAUGCAAUUCUAAUGCUUCAACAUACAUGGAUACAAUUCAUACGCACAAAACAUUAAAGGAGGAUGUGGAAAAAGAAUGUACAUCCAGUCGGAAAAUGAAUAGUCUUUAUUUCAUCGAGCCAACUGAAGGGAAAGUGAGUGAGUUUUACAACAAAGAUGAAAGUAUAAAUGAUGCAUUAUGUAAAACAUUUGAUAAAUCUUCAUUUAAUAAUAUUAAAACUAGGCUAGAAAGACAUGUAGAAGCAUCCUGCAAAAAUGAACAAAGCUUCAGUGAAAUAGUUUUAGACAAUACUAAUGAAGAAAUUCCAAAGAAAAAAAACACCGAUACUUUUAGGCGGGGCAGACAGAAAGAUCCUAUAACUAAUGUAGAUAAUUUCCAUGAAAGUGCUUCAAUUAAUCAUACUUUGGGAAAUAAUAUUGGUGACCAAAUAACAUUCCUGCAAACUGAAAAAGGUUCACAUAGAUUAUUGCCAACCACUGAAGAAAGUAAAGUAUCAAAUCCUUGUGUUGAAAGGAACAUUAAUGAUAAUGUAAAAGAUAGCUGUAAGAACCCACAAAGCAUUAGCAAUGUUAAAGAGAGAGUCCCAGAGUUUUGCUCGAAAGAAACUGUAAAUCAUGGUUUGAAUAAUGGUCACUCAUUAAGUGUGAAAAGUUUGGUUAAUGUGCACGAGAACCACAUUCAUAGUUAUAUAGAAUCGCUCACAUCGUAUAAGUCUCGUUCUUUAACAAAAACGGCUUCUCUUCCAUUACAACACAAACACGAAGGCUCAUUAAAAGCACAGUUGUCAGACAGUACAUUACUAGGUGCAAGACAGAGACCAGAAGGUUCAGAGAAGACUUCAUAUUGUAAUUCCAUAAUAGAAGAAAAGCAUAAAACCAGUCAAUCCUUUCUGGGUCUUAAUGCUAGCAUUGUUAAUGGUAAAGGCAAUGCCUCCGAAAUGGAAAUAAGGCCAACUGAAUCAUCCAGAUUGUGCCAAAGUGGCAUCAAUGUUUCAUACAAUGAAGUGGCAAUUUAUCCCCUUUUAUCUCAAGUUAAUUCCAAAGACAGCAGCCCAAGUUCAAACAAUAGGUUAACUGAUGCUUCAGAGGGACUAGAAACUGAAGAUCUGGGGGAAGGGAAAGAGUUGGACCAACGACCACGGCCACCUCCAGAGAGAACGUUAUUCAUCAGCAGAAACUCUCCAACACGGUUUAGUUUGAUUAAAAAUCCUCGAGAUAAAGAAGAGCGUGCUUAUUCUAGGUGCAUGCCAGUCAAGGCUCCUCGCAGAUCUAAAAUGAAAGAGCGGCAUGAAUUUAAUAAGGAACCUAAUAUGAAUUAUAAUGGACGUCAGCGUACCCCAGUGAUUGAGUUUAGUGAUGGCACAGAAAAUGAAAGAAGUUAUAUUGAAAGGUUCUUGAAUUCAAAAUAUGACAAUUAUGCUAAAAUUUGCAAUGAGACUUAUAACCACCAAACUUUACAAACUACUGAGCAUUACAGUUCAAACUCUCUACCAAAUGGCUUUGGGUCUUCACUACUAUCUGGUAAUGGGAAUGGAACAGGUAACCACUACGGUACUCCUAAACCACCAUCAUUACCACCUGAUCAUUUGGCUCGGGGGUCAGCAGGCACUGCUGUCUUACCUGGUGCCCAUCCCAGCUCAGAGGGCAAACGUAGACGUAACCGCUCCAAUGUAGAAGCAAUGGCUGCCAAUACCACCAGUACAGAUAUUCCUCCCGAGCCUCCCAGUCAUCCAUAUUCAUCAGGGACACACUACGGCCCUCCUGGCAUGCCCCAGAGUAUGGUGGCAGAAGAGGGUGGGGUUCAGCUUCAGCCCCCAGAUUCACCGACGGCUGGAGAGUUGGGUCCUCUACCAUUUAACUGGGAGAAGGCUUACACAGAAAAUGGAGAGCCAUAUUAUAUCGAUCACAUGAAUGGCACAUCCUCGUGGUUAGAUCCAAGGCUAGCACGUGUUCAGAAACGAAAUGCUGAAGAAUGUGGAGAAGACGAGCUACCCUUUGGCUGGGAACGAAUAGACGACCCACAAUAUGGAACAUAUUACAUUGACCAUGUAAAUCGAAAGACACAGUAUGAGAAUCCUGUCAUUGUGGCCAAAAAGCAACCUAUUACCCCAACACAAGGUGGAGGAAGCAGUCCAGCAGAAAGUGGAAACAACACUUUUCCCCGGCAAAAGAAGUCGACCUCGGAGGGCGGUAGUGGAGCAACCCCAAACACAAAUGAAGGGUCACAACCUACCUCCGGUAGCGGACAUAAGCGCGCAAACAGGCUCAUGCUGUACCUGCCCUGUUUACCGUGCUUGGCAUCAGAAGGCAAAGACACUAAGCUGCAGGUACAAGCGCAGCAAGCGAAUAAAAGGGUCCACAGCCGUAUGGACAAGAAUGCCCUCCCACGUCCUCGCUCUCUUUCUCCUAAUCACAAACACCCUGAUAUAUCACCUAAGCCUUCUGAUCCUGUCAAUAGACAAAGUAUUACAAUUUCAAAUCCUAUGAAUCCUGUACAUUUAGCUAGUGGUACUCCUUAUAAGGCAAAUAUUCUUUUGCCAAGUUCUCAGGAUUUAAAGUCAAACAAUUUAGCUCUUAACUCUAAAAUAACUUCUCCAAAUAAUCAAAAUAUUCCUGCCAUUAAACAAAAUAAUGUUAGUAUAAACCAACAACUUACACUUAGUCAGAGUUUUAAAAGUCAAGAGGUCAAAAAUCCUACAUUCAAUCAAACUAUAGUACCAAAUUUUGCUAAACCUCACUUUCCAAACUGCCAAACCAUCUCGCCAAAGUUUCUUCACCCUCGAAUACCUCAAGCUUCGUCCUCUCCGAAGGGUCAGUCCAUGUCAGUUGGGAGGUCUCCUAGUCCUAGGAGCAGUAUUAAUAUUUCUAAUUCAUGGUGUUAUAAUCCAGGACAGUCUUACUCGCCAAACCACCUAUGGAGUUACUCCUCUUCUCCAAUACAGUCUGGUAAUCCCCAGUUUCCCUCUCCUGGCCCAUACCCACUCCCUCAGAUUUUCUCUACCCCACUGCCCAGUAGUCAGGAUUUGGCAUAUCCUACUAUACAUCACCAAAGAUCAUUCUCCAGCUAUUAUUCUUACACUGUUUGUACCCCAUCUGCGUCACCCCUCUACCGUCCAUCGGAGGACCCUGUAGUAUCGGCAGUCAGCUUAAGACGGAAAGAUCGCUCUGGGCAAAGUAUAUUAUUUACUCGCAAUCCAGCAGAGCUGCAGGGUGAAUUCAUACGCACCAGCCUUGUCAAGUCUUCCCGAGGUUUGGGUUUUACCAUUGUUGGGGGCGAUGAUAACGAAGAGGAGUUUCUCCAGAUCAAAAGUGUUGUUCCCAAUGGUCCUGCGUGGCAGGAUGGCAAGCUUCGAACUGGGGAUGUGUUGGUUUAUGUAGGUGAUACAUGUGUGUUGGGAUACACCCAUGCUGAUGUGGUCAACAUGUUCCAAAAUAUUGACCCUGGCAGAACAGUGUACCUGGAGGUUUGCCGAGGCUACCCUCUACCUUUCGAUCCCAACGAUCCCAACACAGAAAUUGUGACAACGGUAGCUGUUACGUCAGCUGAUGCCCGGUCGUCUAAGUCAGUCUUUGGUGAAGGAUACGAACGAUCGAGGAAUAAUUCGAGUGAGAGUAUGAACACUGCGAAGUCUAUGCCCGACUUGAGUAAUCCUGAACGUGUGCAUCAGGUUCCGAGGCCUGGUAGUGCUGAUCUUCUUAGUUCAGAAAAUUUUGAUCAUACUCCUGACAUUUUAGAUUUUUACCCAUCAGCACUAAGCAAACCUGAAUAUUUGACUAUACCAAUAGUGAAAGGAACUAAUGGGUUUGGUUUUACAAUAGCUGAUAGUGCAUAUGGACAGAAAGUAAAAAAAAUAUUAGAUCGUGGCAGGUGCAAAAACUUAAUCGAAGGUGACAUUCUAGUGGACAUAAAUAACAUAAAUGUGAAAGGAAUGAGUCACACAGAAGUAGUGCAGGUGCUAAAAGACUGUGCCCAGGGGCAGGAGGCAGUCAUCAUGGUGCAGCGAGGGGGGCUUAGUUCCCCAUCCAAGUCUCGAGUGCUUCGUAAAGAACAGUCAAGUCCGAAAAAGUCUGGAGUUGCUGCUGGACUGUUUAGAAGCAAAACUCCCACAGCAGAUAUGUACAGUUCACAGCCAAAGGAGGUGAUUCCAAACAGACCCAAGACACCACUUGUAGAUACUCGUAACCGACCUAAGACCCCAAAUAUCAUGAGUGGAAUUGAUAUUAGUGGAUCUGGAGAGGGUAAUAGACAGGUGGAAGGCAACACGGACUACCGGCCCCCAUAUACACCUACCUCGGUUCAUGCCCCUUUUCCAGGUGCAUUUUCAUAUACUGGGGGCCAGGUUGAUUCCCAGUAUGACACAAAGGUUAACAAUAUGUCUGUUCAAAUGAGUCAAGUUAGCUUAGAACCAAAUAAUUAUGAAAAUUAUAUUGGCGAUAGUCAGGGUUACCGUGGUGAGGGCCAAGUGCCUCAUCAAAACAGCUAUAACUAUCACCAUGAACUGUAUUCCCAGGACGGCUACUACCAACAACAUGGCGACGAAAGUGAUAUGAAAAGGAAUCAGUCAAAGACACCCACCAAGGAAUUCAAUAACCAGGGAUACUCUCAGUAUCCCUACUAUAAUGAAAAUAAUGGUAGCAGCUCAAAUCAUAUAAACAAUAAUAAUCAUAAUACAAGCAUGGAGCAGAACUCAGGUUAUGGCUACAUGCAGUAUCCCAAAGAUGGCUAUGACCUACCUCGUCAAGACUCGGGAUAUAGUUCACAAGCCCAAAUCCCACCUGCCAGAAACCCUUAUCCUCCAUACUAUGGCCAGAAUAAUUCUGCUGGUUAUAAUAAUCAAGCAGACAGUUUAGGAAGAAGGAAAGAGUCGACUAGCUUCGAGUACGAACACCCAGCUCCAGUCAGCAUGCCCAGAUUUCCUGAUGGUCGGUAUAGUGUCAACCCCCGAGGGCCUCCAGCUGGUCCUAAUGGUAACUUGGGUUACAUGGAGUUUACUGUUACACUUAAGAGACAGGAAACUGGUUUUGGUUUCAGAAUUGUGGGAGGUACCGAAGAAGGAUCUCAGGUGUCAAUAGGUCACAUUGUUCCUGGUGGAGCAGCAGAUCAGAAUGGCAGUGUUGCUACAGCUGAUGAAAUUAUUGGCGUUGAUGGCGAGAUGGUGUUGGGGUCGAGUCAUCACCAUGUAGUUCAACUCAUGGCAGCGGCAGCAACACAAGGCAGAGUAACACUGACUUUACGACGUCGAACGCACAACCCUACUGAUCUGCACAAUAGAUCAUUAGAAAUGCAGUUUCCUUACGAUAUAACAGUGACACGAAGAGAAAAUGAAGGCUUUGGCUUUGUCAUAAUAUCUUCGGUUACAAAGUCUGGCUCUACAAUAGGUCGGAUAAUUGAAGGAAGUCCAGCCGAGCGUUGUGGCAGAUUGAAUGUUGGGGACCGUAUCCUGUCUGUGAAUGGUGUCGACAUAAAGACUCUUCACCAUGGUCACAUAGUCAACCUCAUCAAGGAGUCGGGCUACUCAGUCACUCUGACCAUCGGCGCACCCAGGGAUGAUGCAUCAAGUACCACAUCCAACUCUCAGCGGAGCUCUCAGGGGUCCAUGAUACUAGCUCAGGCUACGCCAGUCUCGGCCCCACAAGCCUCUGGCUCUCCGGCCCACACCUCUGCCCAGGCUGAGAGUGAUGCUGGUGACGAUGGGGAGUACUAUGGAGUGGAGCUCCAGCGAGGCACUCGAGGCUUUGGUUUUAGUAUAAGAGGGGGCCGGGAGUUCCACAACAUGCCUCUCUUCGUCCUCAGGAUUGCCGAGAAUGGACCAGCGGCGGAGGAUGGAAAGUUAAAAGUUGGAGAUCAACUUAUGGAGAUAAAUGGGAGAUCAACCAAAGAUAUGACCCAUGCUGAUGCCAUAGAACUGAUCAAACAAUGUGGGAACAGUGUUUCUCUAAUGGUAAAACGAGGUGGAAAGAUUCCACAACACCUAGAUACAAUGAAUCCAAACAGUCUAGGAUCACCGGUUGGUCCACCCCCACCUGGUACUAACGUAAGGUCUACAGCUACACUUCCACCACCCUCACCUGGCUCCAUGGGCACCACCUACCCCCCUCCUCCAGGUCCUCCUUAUUAUGCUCAUGGAGGCUACAAUGCUUUACCCACCUCUUCCAGUGGUUAUCCACCAGCUUAUCCUCACAAUGGUGCAAUUCGAGGACCCCAGCCUCUCCACUCCUCUCCAGCAACUCAGUACCCUCUUCCAUUGACACCAAAUGGUCCAUUAAGCCAAUCUUCUCCCAGAGUAGUGGCUGGCGAAAACUACUAUUGGAAUCGUGUUUCAGAGCAUCGACCGGCGUGAAACUAAUGUAUUUAAAAUAUUGGAUCUAAAAAUGUACAUUUCUCAAAAGAAACUGUGAUCCAACAGUGAUAGUCACAAAUGUCUUGUAUAUGUUGUAAUAUUUUAAUACAUGCUGUGAAAUGUCCAGGAAAAUUAUAAUAGACAAAUAUAUUUACUGGACUCUUGUUUACUAUGCUCAGUGCCUCUAGUGUUCAUAUGGGACCAUAUUGUUUUCAUAGCUUCAUUUCAUAAUUUUGAAAUUCCUUCAGGAAAAGGAAAUGACAUGAUCUCCUUACUUUGUCUUAUUCUGAUUUCAUUUGCCUAAUGAAAGUUUUCUUUAAGAAAAUUUUUUAAAUUAGGUAGUCAUUUUUAAAAUCCUAAGACAGUUUACCUUUUAAAUUUUAUUUUAUGUUGGUCCUCUUUAAUUUUACAGGAUCAUGACCAAAGUGACCUUAUAUAUAAAGGAGUAGGACCCCAUGCUCAAUGCAUUUGUUUUGUCAAUAUUUAUAAAUUUAAAAAACUUUUUGUGUAGUUUUCAUAAGACGAAGUGUCCUCUUAAAUAUGGCCAUUUGCCAUACUUUUUUUUUUUUCUUUUAAAUGCAUGUGUACAUAUUAUGUAGUUAUAAUAGUUUAGGAGGACAUACAAUGAAGCAUCAUUUCAAUGAUUACAGACCUAUGACAGAAAUGCAUAUGGCAGUUCUUAGUACCAAUACAUGACAUGAAAACAUGUAAACAUCAUAUAACAUUACCAGAGAUUGUCAACACUGCCUUGAUCAAAAACCCUUAAAUGCCUUAUAAUGGACUGUAAAGUAUGUGGACUAUUAUAAGAAUAUUGUAUGUAUUCUAAAAAGUUUAUAUUAUUUUAAAUAUCGGGUACGUUGCAUGUUUUCAUGUGACAGUCCUGUGUAUUAUAUACCUUGUUAAUAAAUAAACAUGACAAAUAAUGUUUCAA